AAAAUGGAACAACAAAUUUCUAGAAGACGAUCUUGGGCCUCAGUUAGCCCAUUUUGCACAUCAGAACAUAAAAAUGUCAUCAGAAGCCCAAACUAUGAAAGGUGACAGACAGACAUCCAUCUUCUUCCUCCGACAAGACCCCAUCUGACUUUAAUCUCUGAAGCCAGCUUUAGUUCCUCGACGGCUUACACAGAUAAACUCUGGAAAAAGUGAGCGCGAAGAAUGGCAAACGCCGCAGAAGUGACAGAGCUGAUAUCGUCACUGGAGCAAGCAUCUCUCAUGGCGAAGCAGAUUGGAGCCGCCAUGGAAGAGACACAGCUCCUCCAAGUUUACUCAUCUCUCAGCCACGCCCGCCACCGCCUCUCCGUCUUCCUCGCCAACGCCGACUUCUCCGGGAACUGUGUAUCCUCCGCCGAGCCGAUGCAGUUGGUGGAGGAGGCGGAUGAGAGGAACGCGGCGGUGGAGAAGGUGGCGGAGAGGAUGAGAGAGUGCUUCACCAAGAAGAACAAGAGGGUCAAGCGCCCGCUUUCGCCGUCGGAGGAGAUGGGAUCCCCCGACGACAGGUUUGGCUCUGACCCUCACGCCGCCAAGUUGAGGGCCCUGGAUCUUGUCUACCAGUUUCACGGAUGAUUUCCAUUCUUUGUAUUUUUCCAAGGAUUGUUUUUCUGUGGUUCUGAACAUAUAUGUAGAUGAAGCAAGAACCCUCCCUCCUUUUGGGCGAUUUUGCA
Messenger RNA from Tarenaya hassleriana, 728 nucleotides. RefSeq lists its product as uncharacterized. The transcript has a single exon. Lineage: Eukaryota; Viridiplantae; Streptophyta; Magnoliopsida; Brassicales; Cleomaceae. The record is from RefSeq and is a predicted model, not a curated record. The coding region runs from base 223 to 630 and encodes 135 amino acids.